AUCUUAAUGUAUUUGAAGUUAGUAACUCUAAAUGGCUAACCUUUGUCAAUCCAUGAAACUGAUUAAUUUGUUGAUUGCUUUAUGAUAAUACAAAAUGUAAAGGUCCUUAGAAGAAUCCUCCGCAGCUUCUUCUCUCCCUCACAAUUGUACCAACUUUUUCAUCCUUCCAUUUUUUUUCUUUAUGAAUCAAUCAUUUGUAACCUCUCCUUACUCUAAUGGCUGCUUCUCUUUCCUUUCUCCUAAACUUAACAUUAUUAUUAUUUCAAAUGCAAAGAGCUGGAUGGCCUUUUGGAGCCUUUCUUCUUCUCUUCCUCUCCUUGGCCUCCUGUCUCUCUUGCUUUCCCACCAAACCCCCCUGACCACCACCACCUACGUUCACCUUGACAUUGUACGUGAUCCUGCUGAUGAGGUGUCAGAUGGACGGGUUGGGUCAAACUCUUCUGUCUUCCGUGAGGCCCCCGCUUUUCGCAAUGGGGAGACUUGUGGAAAUUUGGCCACGGACCGGAUACACGUGGCCAUGACACUUGAUGCUAAUUACUUGAGAGGUACUAUGGCUGCGGUGUUAUCGAUUCUCCAACAUUCAACAUGCCCUGAAGAUUUAACAUUUCAUUUCCUAUGGGUAAGACAUGAACCUGAGGUAUUCACAAGCAUUAAGUCCACAUUUCCCUACCUCAACUUUAAGGUGUACCGGUUUGAUGUCCACAGGGUCCGUGGCCUAAUUUCCAAGUCUAUACGUCAAGCUUUAGACCAACCCUUGAAUUACGCGAGAACUUAUUUGGCUAACUUGAUUCCCAAUGAGGUGAAACGCGUAAUUUAUCUUGACUCUGACCUUGUCAUGGUUGAUGACAUCGCGAAAUUAUGGAAGGUUGAUUUAGGUGAUAAGGUUUUGGCUGCACCUGAAUAUUGUCAAGCGAAUUUCACCUGUUACUUCACCGAGACAUUCUGGUCUGAUCCAUAUAUGCCUAGAACGUUUGAGGGGCGAAAGCCAUGUUAUUUUAAUACAGGGGUGAUGGUAAUGGAUGUGGAUAAGUGGAGACAUGGAAAUUAUACAAAGAAAGUUGAGGAUUGGAUGAUUGUGCAGAAGCAAAAGAGGAUAUACCAAUUGGGCUCUUUGCCUCCAUACUUGCUUGUUUUGGCAGGAAAUAUAAUGCCAAUUGAUCAUAGAUGGAACCAACAUGGAUUAGGUGGUGAUAAUGUUGAAGGUAAAUGCAGGGAAUUGCAUCCUGGGCCUAUUAGCCUUCUUCAUUGGAGUGGCAAAGGCAAGCCAUGGUUGAGAUUGGAUUCAAGAAAACCAUGUAGUGUUGAUCAUCUGUGGGCUCCCUACGAUCUUUAUCGUUCCUCUAGACAUUCAUUUGAGGAGUAACAUGUCACAAAGGCGGAUCCAGGAUAUAUAAAUAUUUAGUGAAUUUCCUAACACAAAUACAAGAUUUGAGCAAAAGCUACUGAGUUAACAUGAACUCACAAGUUACCCUGUAGAUCCGCCCCUUGAUGCUCAAUCCAUGGAACACACGCUGAAAUAUAUAUAGAUAUAAGGUUUGAGGGAAGCAUGUUUUGCAUUAGGAAGAGAAGCAAGCAUCAGAUAAGAAAAAGAAAAGGAAAAAAAAUUGUCGAAGAAAAAAAAAAAGAGAGAGAGAGAGAGAGAAGAAGAAUAAAUACUUUUAGUUUGUUUUCGUUAGCUUCUAGCACAUGAUCAAUUUAUGUUUGGAUUAUAUGUAUUCAACAAAUAUGGCUAGAAGCAAAGAAUCACACUGGUGUGGAGCAUUGCAUGGCAUUUUCCCAGUUGCAGAAUUAUAUUUUGAUUCUGACUAGUCUGAUUCCUCUUAUAUGUAUUCUAGAGUUUAUGAAAUGGAGAAUAUCAAUUAUUCCUCCACGAUGGUCGUCUAAAUCAGAUUAUUGAUGGCUCUGAUAAUUACAGUAUCUAUGAUUAGCUUUACUCAUGUUUUUCAAUUUGAUUACUUCAUCUUACAACUAAAUUAGUACAAUUCUUCUGCUGAGUACCAUAUUCUU
This is a messenger RNA of Lycium barbarum (goji berry), 2007 nucleotides long. RefSeq names its product probable galacturonosyltransferase-like 4. Gene Ontology annotation, molecular function: glycosyltransferase activity. Lineage: Eukaryota; Viridiplantae; Streptophyta; Magnoliopsida; Solanales; Solanaceae. Gene Ontology annotation, cellular component: Golgi apparatus. The record is from RefSeq and is a predicted model, not a curated record. The coding region runs from base 182 to 1363 and encodes 393 amino acids. The transcript has a single exon.